AUGGAAUCUCGCAGCGCACCCCCGAGCCCCGACGACUCUGGGGAGGCGGUGUUUCAUUCGCGACGUGGACGUCACCCCCAUCAGCCGUCGCUGCAGCGAACUUUUGCCAGUUGCCGGGAGAACACGCGUUCAAGGCCCCAUCACCGGCAUGCCACGUCCGAGCCGGCACGCACCGACGACCGUGUACUCACCACGGCGGAAGUACACGACUAUCCUUCAUCGGAAUCCGGUAUCGCCGCGGACUGUUCUCAUACUCAUAUGAGCAAUAAUGAUGACAGCCCUUGUUACGAACCCUCCGACUUCGAAGGCAUAUCAUCUUAUAGUCUAAGACGUACACCAGAUUACCAUCAUGAUUGUAAGCAUCUGUCAGUCGACUAUCGAAGUCGUACUCCGGACUGCAACCACGGCCAUAGCUCGGAUUGCGAUCGCGGCCAUGGUCGCAGUCAAACCACUCACCGGCUCCAUCGAAAACAUAGGCAUGCUGAAGAUGACGGUGCACAGUCGUUGGACGAGCGUUGUGCUCGUGAUCUCGAUGAAAUACUACCGGCAAGGCUCGGCGCCAUUAAUUUGUCACGGGAGCCACCGCCACAAUCGUGGAAUAGGAAUAAUAUUGCGGCGACGAUGGAGCGAUUUGAACCAGUUGACUACUCAUACGCGUAUUACGAUCAUCAGAUGUCUAUGCCGUCUUCUUCGAGGAAAGCUAGCCGGCAGAGAGGGCGCGGUUUGCCAAGAGAUCGCAUUGCACGUCAUAAUUAUGUGACCAGAUACGGGACUGAAGAAAAUAUUUAUGAGGAAAUCACGGAUGGAUCCCGAAGCUGUCCCAAGCACCGUUAUGGACCUCGACAAUCUCUGGUUUCCUUGGACAGAAGUGUUGUAGAGGAAGAAGUUCGCCGAGUUGAGUCACGACAUAAAAGAAUUUUAGGCGAACUCAACCUAAGUGUCGAAGCUAUGCUAAUGCCAGAGUGCGAAUCUCCAGAUUCUGAGAGAGCGGAAGAUAGAGACAAUAUUGAAGAACUAAUGCGGGUUGGCCCAACCGACGAGCUACUUUCGCCUGCUAGUUGUAAUCCUCCAGACUUGGACAGUGGCUUCAGCGGUAGUAGCAGUGGAGCUAGCUACGUUGGAAGUUUGCGAAGGAAACCUACCGGAUCAGUGCCACAUUUACCUGCGGUGGCGUACGGUACCCGAGGUGCGGGUGUGCGUAUUUUAGGCGCUGAUGACAGUGCCUUACGAUGUCCAAGAGAAGUACCUUCCCCGAGAAGUUCAAGUUGCGGGGAUGCUAAAUCGACUGGAUUCUGGAACAAAAGAGCGUGGAAGAAGAUAUCGGGAUUUUCCAGUUCCAACAGUAUCAACAAAGCUGGUCUAACAGGUCUGCUCGUUAGGUACACUUUCCGGCGUAAGUCCGGCUCGCAGGGCUCUCAAAGUAAGCGGCGCGCUGAGCCCGUCAAAUGUGAUGCGUGCCUCUCACAACGAUGU
Iphiclides podalirius (scarce swallowtail) is the source of this 1473-nucleotide messenger RNA. NCBI's taxonomy places the organism in Eukaryota, Metazoa, Arthropoda, Insecta, Lepidoptera, Papilionidae. The record is from the annotation of a GenBank genome assembly.